Molecule: messenger RNA, 1621 nt
Organism: Cucurbita pepo subsp. pepo (vegetable marrow)
Lineage: Eukaryota; Viridiplantae; Streptophyta; Magnoliopsida; Cucurbitales; Cucurbitaceae
Product: putative indole-3-pyruvate monooxygenase YUCCA4
Biological process (GO): auxin biosynthetic process
Cellular component (GO): endoplasmic reticulum membrane
Molecular function (GO): flavin adenine dinucleotide binding; monooxygenase activity
Source: RefSeq, a predicted model, not a curated record
AAAGAGAAAACAGAGUAAAACUCUGCCACCAGAGAAGCUGAGAAGAAAGAGCCUUGAGACAACACUGAACCAAAUCCCUUUCCUUUACCUUCACGCCUCCAUUAAACCCCCCUCUCUCUCUCUCUCUCCUCUCUCUCUCUCUCUCUCUUCAUCCAUUUCUUUUCCCUUUCCAGAACAGGGGAUCGAGCCAGAAGCAGAGCAAAAACAGAGCAAUUUAUUUUGUUUUCAACUUUGAUGGGUUCUUCCAACGAACAAGACGAAGAUCAUCACCAACGACAACAACGAAAAUGCUUAUGGGUUAAUGGGCCUGUAAUCAUUGGUGCCGGCCCAUCAGGAUUAGCCGCCGCAGCUUGUCUCUCACAGAAUCAAAUCCCAUCGUUGAUUCUCGAGAAAUCCGAUUGUAUCGCUUCUCUCUGGCAAUAUCGAACCUACGAUCGUCUCAAACUUCAUCUCCCUAAACACUUCUGCGAGCUUCCUCUCAUGGGUUUCCCUCAAAAUUUCCCAAAAUACCCUUCUAAACAUCAGUUCAUUUCAUACAUGGAAUCCUACGCUUCUCAUUUCUCAAUCCACCCCCGGUUCAAUCAAACCGUUCAAUCCGCCGAAUUCGACUCAGUUUCCGGCUUCUGGAAAGUCUCCACCCAGGAUUCCGACUACAUUUCACGGUGGCUCGUCGUCGCCACCGGCGAAAACGCAGAGCCGGUCGUUCCAGAGAUUUUAGGAAUCGAGCGGUUUACACGAACCGUGGUUCACACAAGUAUGUACAAAUCCGGUUCGGAAUUUAAAAACCAACGGGUUUUAGUCGUCGGGUGUGGGAAUUCCGGUAUGGAAGUUAGCUUAGACCUCUGCAGACAAAAUGCCAUCCCCCACAUGGUCGUUAGAAACACAGUUCAUGUCUUACCUAGAGAAAUGUUCGGAUUCUCGACGUUUGGUAUAGCCAUGGGACUAUUAAAAUGGCUACCAUUAAGACUCGUCGAUAAGAUUCUUCUCUUAAUAGCAAACUUAACUCUCGGCAACACCGACCAAUUGGGUCUACGUCGACCGAAAACCGGUCCAAUUGAGCUCAAAAACGCCACGGGAAAAACCCCGGUUCUCGACGUCGGCGCUCUAUCUCAAAUCAGAUCAGGAAAAAUUAAGGUGAUGGAAGGAAUAAAGGAAAUUACGAGAAAUGGAGCAAAGUUCAUUGAUGGACAAGAGAAGGAAUUUGAUUCAAUAAUUUUGGCAACUGGAUAUCGAAGCAAUGUGCCCAGUUGGCUGAAGAUGUGUGAUUGUUUCUCAAAAGAUGGUAUGCCAAAAACCCCGUUUCCUAACGGAUGGAAAGCUGAGAACGGGUUGUAUACGGUCGGGUUUACUCGAAGAGGGUUGCUCGGGACUGCGUCGGAUGCUAUGAAAAUCGCUAACGAUGUCGCCCAGCAAUGGAAGGAUGGGAAGAAUUGUUCUAAUUCAUACGUGAUAUUCCUUAAAGAAUCCGAAUGAAGAUGGAAGUUUGUUGUGGGGAUUUUUAUAAUUAGUAGAUUAUAUGGAGGGUAAUUAGCAAAUAUUCUUCCACCUAACCAAAAAUAUUGUAAUUUUUCUCUUUCUUUCUCUUCUUGGGGUUGAGUUGUAAAUGUCUCAAUUUUGCAUG